UACUGUCUCUCUAGUACCUAGCCGCAGCAUCUGGGAGAUCGGGACGGGGAUCGAUUGCCGGCCAUUUCUGAGCGAGCAAGAUGGGCAAACGUUUCCUCCACCAACUGCUCGCUGUCGUCCUUGCACUCUUCGUCUCGCCGGCGAGAUCGGGCGACUGGCUUCCGGCCACCGCCACGUUCUAUGGUGGCGCUGACGGCUCCGACACAAUGGGUGGCGCGUGUGGGUACAGCGACCUGUACGAGCAGGGCUACGGCAUCAACAACGCAGCGCUGAGCACGGCGCUCUUCAACGACGGCGCGUCGUGCGGGCAGUGCUACGUCAUCAUCUGCGACAGCAGCAAGACCCAGUGGUGCAAGCCCGGCAACAACUGGGUUGUCGUCUCUGCCACCAACUUCUGCCCGCCUAACUGGGACCUCCCCGCCGUCGGAGACCUCCCCGCCGGCGGCUGGUGCGCCCCGCCGCGGCCCCACUUCGACAUGUCCCAGCCCGCCUGGGAGAACAUCGGCAUCUACAGCGCCGGCGUCAUCAACGUCCUCUACCAGCGAGUCAAGUGCUGGAAGAGCGGCGGCGUGCGCUUCACCAUCGCCGGCUUCAACGGCUUCUACAUGGUGCUCAUCACCAACGUCGCCGGCAGCGGCUCCAUUCAGAGCAUGGCGGUGAAGGGCAACAGCACGGAUUGGAUCCCCAUGUACAGGAACUGGGGCGCCAACUGGCACUGCCUCUCCGGCGGGCUCGUCGGACAGGGCCUUAGCUUCGCGCUCGUCUCCACCGGCGGCCAGAACCUCGUCUUCAAGGACGUCGUGCCGGCGUGGUGGCAGUUCGGACAAACUUACACCACCUACCAGAAUUUCGACUACUAAGAAUCUAUAUACAAUGCUUCAUUCAUUCAUUCCACAAUUUGUAGCUAGUUUGGAAAUCACUUUAUAUUAUUAUACAACCGUGCGCCAACUGAUCAUUGAGAGGAUAUAUAUGUUGUAACUUGUAAGUAAAGUACUUGGUUAUUUCCUCUAAAAAAGUACACUCUCUU
Molecule: messenger RNA, 1027 nt
Organism: Sorghum bicolor (sorghum)
Lineage: Eukaryota; Viridiplantae; Streptophyta; Magnoliopsida; Poales; Poaceae
Product: expansin-A19
Exons: 2
Coding region: 81-860 (259 amino acids)
Biological process (GO): plant-type cell wall organization
Cellular component (GO): extracellular region
Source: RefSeq, a predicted model, not a curated record